This is a messenger RNA of Plasmopara halstedii, 411 nucleotides long. Its product is annotated as histone h3. The coding region runs from base 1 to 411 and encodes 136 amino acids. The record is from RefSeq and is a predicted model, not a curated record. The transcript has a single exon. NCBI's taxonomy places the organism in Eukaryota, Oomycota, Peronosporomycetes, Peronosporales, Peronosporaceae. Gene Ontology annotation, cellular component: nucleosome. Gene Ontology annotation, molecular function: protein heterodimerization activity; DNA binding; structural constituent of chromatin.
AUGGCUCGUACUAAGCAAACGGCUCGGAAGUCCACCGGUGGCAAAGCUCCACGCAAACAACUCGCUACGAAGGCCGCCAGAAAGUCAGCGCCUGCUACCGGUGGUGUGAAGAAGCCGCAUCGCUACCGCCCUGGAACGGUCGCCUUGCGUGAGAUUCGUCGCUACCAGAAGUCAACGGAACUUUUGAUUCGUAAACUUCCGUUUCAGCGACUGGUGCGUGAAAUUGCUCAGGACUUCAAAACUGACCUUCGAUUUCAAGGCUCGGCCGUCCUAGCUUUGCAGGAAGCAGCUGAGGCUUACCUUGUGGGCCUUUUCGAGGACACCAAUCUUUGUGCGAUACACGCAAAGCGUGUUACGAUCAUGCCCAAGGACAUCCAGCUGGCCCGUCGCAUUCGUGGAGAGCGUUCAUAG